AUGCUGGCCGGGGGAAAGAAGGCCGCGGAGGCGGCGGGCGGCGAGGGCGGGUCCGAGGCUCCGGUACCUCCGUCGGCUGCUGUAGGAGCGCUGGGUUCCUCCGCUGAGAGCGGCGGGGCCGGAGAGCGCACUCCUCGUAAGAAGGAGCCGCCUCGGGCCUCGCCCCCGGGAGGUGCAUCCGAGCCGCCCGCCGCCCCCGCGUCCGGCGGCGAAACCACCGGCAUCGCAGAGACCCCCGAGGGCCGCCGGACAAGCCGCCGCAAGCGGGCCAAGGUAGAGUAUAGAGAGAUGGAUGAGAGCCUUGCAAAUCUCUCAGAAGAUGAAUAUUACUCUGAAGAAGAGAGAAACGCUAAAGCUGAGAAAGAGAAGAAGCUGCCACCUCCACCUCCACCUGCUCCUGCAGAAGAAGAGAAUGAAAGUGAGCCCGAGGAGCCAUCUGGGCAAGCAGGAGGACUUCAAGACGACAAUUCUGGAGGGUAUGGAGACGGCCAAGCAUCAGGUGUGGAGGGUGCAGCUUUCCAGAGUAGACUUCCACAUGACCGUAUGACAUCUCAAGAAGCUGCCUGCUUCCCUGAUAUAAUCAGUGGGCCACAGCAGACUCAGAAGGUGUUUCUGUACAUCAGGAACCGCACCCUGCAGCUCUGGUUGGAUAACCCAAAGAUUCAGUUGACAUUUGAGGCAACUAUCCAGCAAUUAGAAGCACCUUACAAUAGUGAUACGGUGCUCGUUCACAGGGUGCACAGCUAUCUGGAGCGGCAUGGGCUGAUCAACUUCGGCAUCUACAAGAGAGUGAAGCCUCUUCCAACCAAGAAGACUGGGAAGGUGAUCAUCAUUGGUUCUGGUGUGUCUGGGUUGGCAGCAGCUCGCCAGUUGCAGAGUUUUGGCAUGGAUGUCACAGUUCUGGAAGCCAGGGAUCGAGUGGGAGGAAGAGUCGCUACCUUUCGUAAAGGGAACUACGUGGCUGAUUUGGGAGCAAUGGUGGUAACAGGACUUGGAGGAAAUCCCAUGGCUGUGGUCAGCAAACAAGUGAACAUGGAGCUGGCUAAGAUCAAACAGAAGUGCCCACUGUAUGAAGCAAAUGGACAAGCUGUUCCAAAAGAGAAAGAUGAAAUGGUGGAGCAAGAAUUCAAUCGUCUGUUGGAAGCCACCUCUUAUCUCAGUCAUCAGCUGGAUUUUAAUGUUCUCAAUAAUAAGCCUGUCUCCCUAGGUCAGGCUCUGGAGGUUGUCAUACAAUUGCAGGAGAAACACGUGAAGGAUGAGCAGAUUGAACACUGGAAAAAAAUUGUGAAAACACAGGAGGAAUUGAAAGAUCUUCUUAACAAGAUGGUAAAUUUGAAAGAGAAGAUUAAAGAGCUCCACCAGCAGUAUAAGGAAGCAUCAGAAGUGAAGCCACCUCGGGAUAUUACAGCAGAGUUCCUUGUGAAGAGUAAACACAGAGAUCUGACUGCACUUUGCAAGGAGUAUGAUGAAUUGGCAGAAACACAAGGGAAGCUGGAAGAGAAGCUGCAGGAACUUGAAGCCAAUCCUCCAAGUGAUGUUUAUCUGUCUUCAAGGGAUAGGCAAAUACUUGACUGGCAUUUUGCAAACCUGGAAUUUGCUAAUGCUACACCUCUCUCUACACUUUCACUGAAGCACUGGGACCAGGACGAUGACUUUGAAUUCACAGGCAGCCACCUGACAGUGAGGAAUGGCUAUUCCUGCGUGCCUGUGGCCUUGGCAGAGGGGUUGGAUAUUAAGUUGAACACAGCAGUUCGGCAGGUUCGCUAUACAGCUUCAGGCUGUGAAGUGAUUGCUGUAAACACUCGAUCUACCAGCCAGACUUUCAUUUAUAAAUGUGAUGCAGUGCUGUGUACCCUUCCCUUGGGAGUCCUGAAGCAGCAGCCUCCAGCAGUACAGUUUGUGCCACCUCUCCCUGAGUGGAAAACUUCAGCUGUGCAACGUAUGGGAUUUGGCAACCUUAACAAGGUUGUGUUGUGUUUUGAUCGUGUCUUCUGGGAUCCAAGUGUCAAUUUGUUUGGUCACGUUGGUAGCACUACUGCAAGCAGAGGGGAACUUUUCUUGUUUUGGAACCUGUACAAAGCACCCAUUUUGUUGGCCUUGGUAGCAGGAGAAGCAGCAGGAAUCAUGGAAAAUAUCAGUGAUGAUGUCAUUGUUGGACGAUGCCUCGCCAUCCUCAAAGGCAUAUUUGGCAGCAGUGCUGUGCCACAGCCCAAAGAGACUGUGGUCUCCCGUUGGCGUGCUGAUCCGUGGGCCCGGGGCUCAUACUCCUAUGUAGCAGCUGGAUCUUCUGGAAAUGACUAUGACUUGAUGGCUCAACCAAUUACUCCAGGGCCAGCCAUUCCAGGUGCUCCACAGCCCAUUCCUCGCCUGUUUUUUGCAGGAGAGCACACGAUUCGCAACUACCCUGCCACUGUGCAUGGUGCUUUGCUGAGUGGACUGAGAGAAGCGGGGCGCAUUGCAGACCAAUUUCUUGGGGCCAUGUAUACUUUGCCCCGCCAGCCUACACCUGGGGUGCCCACACAACAAGCUACCAGCAUCUAAGGGAAUGAGGAGGGAUCAGAAGAGGACUAACAAAGCCACAGAGCUGCUGCUGGGUGAACAGCUUGGGAUGAAGACAUUCGUGUAGUUUGUUCAGAGCAUCUGCUGAAGGGACUUGGCCAUAAGUUGCUGUGUUAGAAUGGCCUUAUAGAAGCCAGUUGGCUUGGCAACCCUUGACAAAAACCUCAAAAAGCUGUUUCAAGUGUCAGCAUGUACAGAAUUCUUUACUACCAAAUUGGGCAAGGAGGUUUCUUUUGACUCUGUGGGUGCUUUCUGGACGUCAAGCUCAUAGUUGGAGUUUUAGAGGGUUUUAUUCUACCUGUUCAUGUAUUUACAAUCCAGUAACUGCAGAAAAGGCCCUUUAGAAGUUGGCUUCUACGAGCUGUAGCUUAGUGUAGAAUUUGUGGAAACACUUCUGCUUAAUUUUGUUCUGAAGAAUAAUAUUUUUGACCAAUUUUAUUCCUCCCCAGCAUUUGAGGAUUUGGUGCGACCGUUUCCCUCCCAGUAGCAGCGCAUCGACCCCUCCAAAGUGUGCCAAGCAUGCUGCAGUGGUAAAUAUUUUCAACAGAAGAAAUGACCCAAACUGGACAUUCCAAAGUUAAAAGCUAGGAAAAAAUCACUUGUAUUUGUUUAUAUAGAAGCAGAACUGCCCAGGCAGUAAGCUUGUGAAGGACUUCAUCUCAGGAUCGGUGUGUGCUGCAGCUGGGCUGUGCCUGCUGGGUUUUUACCCCUUUCUUUCAAAGCCCAAAGGGAAACACUUUCCUUUCUGCUGGGUUGGGGAGACACUGUUGCAGCUGCCAGGUUAUCCUUAAAGUGACUUUGACUUGGCUGCUUUUCUUUGUUUUCCUUCUUUCUCACCCAGUGCACAAGAACAUUCUCAUUGUGCAGAGUGCUCUUAUUUAAUCACUUAGGGCCUUCUCUCCCCUAUCUCUAGUUAGCACUGUGUUUUUCUUCUCUGAACUUUUCUCAUCUGUCUUCGUAGAGCCUACUGCCAUCUCUGUGACCUUUCACACUUUCCUGCUUCCCCUUUUUUCAGUCUUUGUUCUCUCUGAUGCUCUGUGUGUACAUGUGUGAUCUGUCCCACCUUCUGUUCCACUGGUGGAUUGGCACCCACCAUUUCCUGCUCUUCCCUCAGCACUGUCACUGCUCACCUUAUUCCUGAAGGUGAUGCACAGACAAACACGACCGCAGCCCCCAUUUAUUUAUAGCUGUGUUGGUUUUAUCUGCAGGCUUUCAGACUUGAUGAUGUUGCUUCUACUGUUUUCUUGUGCCUCAGUCUUCAAGCUGGAGAUCACUUUUCCUUCUGAUUGUAUCUGCUAUCUUCAUAGGCAGAGCUUCUGGCAGGCACUGAGAAUGGAGGGACAGUGGGAUAAAUCAGAGCUGGUCAUCCUUGCUUUCCCUUCCAGGAGAUGAGAGGACUUGAUGCUGCUUGGUUAGGACCUGGAAGUCCAGCAGGGCACAAAGGAGCAGUGUCCAAGGGAAGUUUCAGAGGGCACAGGCUUAUUUGAGACUUAAAGCUUCCCCCCUUCUGUUUAGGUAAAAGCCUACCUGGGAUAGAAUCCUAGAAUGGUUUGGGUUGGAAGGGACCUUUAAGAUCAUCUGGUUCCAACCCCCUGCUGUAGGCAGGGACA
Molecule: messenger RNA, 4169 nt
Organism: Lagopus leucura (white-tailed ptarmigan)
Lineage: Eukaryota; Metazoa; Chordata; Aves; Galliformes; Phasianidae
Gene: KDM1A
Product: lysine demethylase 1A
Exons: 20
Coding region: 1-2541 (846 amino acids)
Biological process (GO): regulation of DNA-templated transcription
Cellular component (GO): nucleus
Molecular function (GO): oxidoreductase activity; protein binding; flavin adenine dinucleotide binding
Source: RefSeq, a predicted model, not a curated record